Molecule: messenger RNA, 723 nt
Organism: Tarenaya hassleriana
Lineage: Eukaryota; Viridiplantae; Streptophyta; Magnoliopsida; Brassicales; Cleomaceae
Product: calmodulin-like protein 2
Exons: 2
Coding region: 154-612 (152 amino acids)
Molecular function (GO): calcium ion binding
Source: RefSeq, a predicted model, not a curated record
UUAAAUUUUAAUGCCCUGCAUUUCCAAUCUUCUUUUCUAAGAAAUUUAAAGCCUUAAAGUGCUACACAAAUUCCCCAUCUAAUCAUGAUUUCAUUUUCUUAGGGUUCUUUGUCUGAUCAGUUUCCUAGAAAAACUUCUAUCCAAGGAGACGAGAUGGAUCCUUCCGAGCUUAGCCGGGUUUUCCAGAUGUUUGACAAGAAUGGAGAUGGAAAGAUCACGAAGAAGGAGCUCGACGUGUUCUUCAAGAACAUGGGUGUUUAUAUCCCGGAAAACGAAAUCAGGCAAAUGAUAGAUAAGAUGGAUGUGAAUGGAGACGGGUAUAUGGAUGUGAACGAGUUUGGAGCGUUGUAUCAAGCGAUAAUGGAAGAGAACGACGAGGAAGACGACGUGAGGGAAGCUUUCAAGGUGUUUGAUCAGAACGGGGAUGGGUUCAUCACAGGCGAAGAACUCAGGUCGGUUUUGGCUUCCUUGGGGCUCAAGCAAGGAAGAACCCUAGAAGAUUGCAAGAAGAUGAUAAACAAGGUAGACGCUGAUGGAGAUGGCAUGGUUAAUUAUAAGGAGUUCAAGCAGAUGAUGAAAGGUGGUGGAUUUUCUGCCCUUAGCUCCAUUUAAAAUCAUUAUGUAGAUUUUGUUUUCUAAGUUUUUUCAAUCGCAUUUUGAAAACGUUUUAGACAUUUUGAAAUAAUCAUUUUGUAUCGUGUCUACAAAUGAAUUGGAUGUAUU